AGGCCCAGGUGUCAGUCAGCUGAUUAUGCUGUGAAUGCCGGUCAACAUGCUGCGCACACACACCGAUUUUCAGCGUAGGUGAGCGCGCGUGUGCGCGUCUCCUGGGCUGUCGUGCACGCGCCUGGGUCAGUAUGCCAUGGGGAUCUGCUGGGCUCGGUGUUGCAGCCUCUUCCGGAGAGAGAGUCACCGCAUACAGCGAUCUGGCGGAGGAUCUAAAUAUUUCAGAACUUCGAGAGGAGAGCACUUUACUAUUGAGUUUGAAAAUCUUGUAGAGAGUGAUGAGGGGGAAAGCCCAGGAAGCAGCCAAAGACCCUUAAGUGAAGAAGAAAUAUUGGAUUUAAAGGAAAGGCACUACAACUCUAUAGUUGAACGACAGAUAGGUGAUGAUGUCAGGAUACAAAAUGAGUUAGCCUUGCAGGAGGAGAAGUUAAAACUAGAAGAGGAGACUUUAUAUACUGCACAGCGUGAAGCUGCCAGGGCAGCCAAGCAGAGAAAUAUAUUGGAGCAACACAGGUUGCAGUGGAUGAGACAGAGAGCUGAAGCUGCUAAAAAUGGGGAAAGCUCAGUAGCAGAGGAUUUUGAAUCGUACUUGCAGGGUGUGAAGGUGCAGUAUGAAGCGGUCAGAAAUAGCAGAUUAUCAUCAGAUGCAAAUCUUUUGACUCCUAACACAGAAAGUAGUUGUGAUCUAACAACCAGAACAAAAUCAACAAGUGGGAAUGAUGACAACACAUCACUAGAUCUGGAGUGGGAGGAUGAAGAAGGAAUAAACAGAAUGGUUCCAAUGAGGGAACGCUCGAAAACAGAAGAGGACAUCCUCCGAGCAGCCUUAAAGUACAAUGACAAGAAAUCUGGAAGCCACACAGCUUCUGCCUCCGAUGACUCAAAUGGCCUUGAGUGGGAGAAUGAUUUUGUGAGUGCUGAGAUGGAUGACAAUGGCAACUCAGAAUAUGCCGGGUUUGUCAACCCUGUGACUGAACAUUCCGCAGAGCAGCAGGACAGGUAGAAGAGACCAAAGACCAAGGAAUGUUUUCAUUACCAAACUCAAGGAAGCUUUCUCUUCUCCAUUUUGGGCUUAAUGAAUGUACAGAUUUUUCAGAGCAUUUUCUUUGGUUGUCUUAUUUUAUUUUUUUUAUAAAUGGCAAAGAAGAAAUGAAUUACUGGAGGACAUAAAGUGCAAUUUUCGUAGUUUUUCUGCAUCCAUUUCUUAAGGAUAAACGAUGGGGAUUAUACUAGUUAGAAUUUUCCAUUCUCGUCGAGUUUCAUUAAUAAAUGAUAUGCACUAUUGAGAACUUGAUAUUUUGCCAGUUGUUACGCACUUGCCUCUAGAGCCAUUGCUUUUACAGACCAAAAUAUAUAUAUUUUUUUUUUUACAUGUGUUAUGCAUGUGGCAUUUUCACUGUAAAUUAUUGAUGAGCCAACUUGUAAUUUACCAUACUGAUUGGAGUCUGCAGUGGAGCAGACUGUAAAUCACUGGCUAUGUAAUCUGAGUUUAUGAUUUUGUCAUUCAAUGGAAUAGCCAUUUGAUGGAAUUAUUAGCUUUGAUGAGGCUUUUAUGUAGUUUAUAAACAGAGCUGGUGCGAUGACCAUCAUUUCAUCCUCCUAUGUUGGGAUAGGACUGGGAACAACUAUAGCCAAAAUGUAGAAUGCGUUGUUAAUGCUGCAGAGCACUUUUGAAAAUGAUGUUUAACUGAACUGUAAAGGCUCAUUCACACAUUCCCCGGGGAAAAUGGGAAUCACGUUAGUGAAAACAAUUGUGUGUUUCAGAUGUGUUUUCCUGGUGUGUUUCAUGCAUUGCACUUCUCCCAAUACAUUGUACUGUUAGCACAUGUUAAGGAAUGAAAAAUAGGAGAUGUCUUACUUUAAGGCACAUUAAAUUAAGAUCAGAACAGUGCAAACGAACCCUAAAUGUUAUAUAUAAUGUGUUGAAACUUGAGCUUAUAGUGGAGCUGAGCACACACACUAUGUAAUGAAAAUUUUCUCUUAAUAUAAGUUUUGUGUCUUGCCUUAUGUACAUUCCACUGUAGAACACUCACAUACUAAUGUCAGUAUGCAAAGACUGUUUAAGUACAUAUUGGCAAGCAGUGUUUGUUGCCUUUAGUAAACACUUAAUGCUACAUUAUGUGGUUUCACUGUGGAAACGGUCAAGUGUGACGGGAUCAGACUUAUGUUAUAAGCACUUGUACUCACCUUCUCAAAUGCAUACGUGACAGCCUUACAGGAGAACUACUCUCAAGAUAGUCUUCUGCCCUAAAGAAGAAUAAAAAUCUAGUGGGUGCUCUCUUCUGGAACCCUUCUUUUUUUCCUUACAAUCGCUGCUUUAACUAAAUCUAGAGCUUCUGAGCUCCUCACGUGCUGAGAGACGGCACUUCAGGUCCUUGGCAGUGGGAAUUCUGAAAAACUUUAACAUUUACUUGAAUGGCUGAGUUUGCCUUCCUGGCCAGUUGGAUUCUAAGAACUCCUUUUGGGAGCUGAUAUUUUAGCACGACUUAUAGAAAAUGUUAAGUGUCUUAUUAAAGUCUAUGAAGAGUAAGUACACUAUUACACUUUAAUUGGAAAGUAACUUGUUUCUUGCUUUACAUGUGUUCACAUCAAUCAAGUCACUGCCGAUUAUUGCAGCAAAAUAAUAGAAAAAUGCACAUUUUGUAGUAUAGGCAUGUUGACUAAUAAAUCUUUUUUCUUUUUUUUUUUAAUCUAA
Molecule: messenger RNA, 2695 nt
Organism: Pseudophryne corroboree (corroboree frog)
Lineage: Eukaryota; Metazoa; Chordata; Amphibia; Anura; Myobatrachidae
Gene: AP1AR
Product: adaptor related protein complex 1 associated regulatory protein
Exons: 10
Coding region: 137-1003 (288 amino acids)
Biological process (GO): regulation of Arp2/3 complex-mediated actin nucleation; negative regulation of substrate adhesion-dependent cell spreading; negative regulation of cell motility
Cellular component (GO): endosome
Molecular function (GO): kinesin binding; AP-1 adaptor complex binding
Source: RefSeq, a predicted model, not a curated record